GGCCCUGCUGCCGGUGCUCCUCGCCUCCUGGGCCCUGGGGCAGUGAGGGACCGGCGGGCGUGGGGAAGCGGCCCAGGCGCAGUGAGCACCAUGGAGGGUGUGCUGUAUAAAUGGACCAACUAUCUGAGCGGUUGGCAGCCUCGAUGGUUCCUUCUCUGUGGGGGGAUAUUAUCUUAUUAUGAUUCUCCUGAAGAUGCCUGGAAGGGUUGCAAAGGGAGCAUCCAGAUGGCGGUCUGUGAAAUUCAAGUUCAUUCUGUCGACAACACUCGCAUGGACCUGGUAAUCCCCGGGGAACAGUAUUUCUACCUGAAGGCCAGAAGUGUGGCUGAAAGACAGCGCUGGCUAGUGGCCCUGGGGUCAGCCAAAGCCUGUCUGACUGACAGUAGGACCCAGAAAGAGAAAGAGUUUGCUGAAAACACUGAACACUUGAAAACCAAAAUGUCAGAACUGAGACUCUACUGUGACCUGCUUGUUCAGCAAGUAGACAAAACAAAAGAAGUGACCACAGCCGGUUCGUGUAGUCCUGAGGAGGGAAUUGAUGUGGGCACUCUGCUGAGAUCCACCUGCGACACUUUUCUGAAGACCCUGGAAGAAUGCAUGCAGAUCGCAAAUGCAGCCUUCACCUCCGAUCUGCUCUUUCGCACACCUCCGGGGUCACCUCAGCUGGCCAUGCUGAAGUCCAGCAAGAUGAAACAUCCUAUUGUACCCAUUCAUAAUUCAUUGGAAAGGCAAAUGGAGAUGAACAGUUGUGAAAAUGGAUCUUUAAAUAUGGAAAUAAAUGAUAGUGAAGAAAUCCUAAUGAAAACCAAGAGCCCCUUAUAUUUGAAAUCUGCAGAGAGAGACUGCAGCAUACCAAGUGGAGAAAAUAGAAAUGAUAAUAUAACAGCUCAAGGUGAAAUAAUGAAGGAAGAUGGUGAGGGAAACCUGGGAAAUCAAGACAGCUUGGCACAACCUGAAUCAAACUCCAGUAGCUCAGAAUGCCACUGGGAAGAAAGCAGUGAAGUUAUCCCAACUUUCUUUAGUACCAUGAAUACCAGCUUUAGUGACAUUGAACUUCUGGAAGACAGUGGCAUUCCCACAGAAGCAUUCUUGGCAUCGUGUUAUGCUGUGGUUCCAGUAUUAGACAAACUUGGCCCUACAGUGUUUGCUCCCGUUAAAAUGGAUCUUGUUGGCAAUAUUAAGAAAGUAAAUCAGAAGUAUAUAACCAACAAGGAGGAGUUUACCACCCUCCAGAAGAUCGUGUUACAUGAAGUGGAAGCCAAUGUGGCCCAGAUUCGGAACUCAGCCACCGAAGCCCUCCUGUGGCUGAAGAGAGGUCUCAAAUUUUUGAAAGGAUUUUUGACGGAAGUAAAAAAUGGUGAAAAGGAUCUCCAGACAGCCCUGAAUACCGCAUAUGGUAAAACUUUACGGCAGCACCACGGCUGGGUAGUUCGAGGGGUUUUUGCGUUAGCUCUGAGGGCAGCUCCAUGCUAUGAGGACUUUGUGGCUGCAUUAACCAUAAAAGAAGGUGACCACCAGAAAGAAGCCUUCAGUAUUGGGAUGCAGAGAGACCUCAGCCUGUACCUCCCGGCCAUGGAAAGGCAGCUGGCAAUACUGGACACCUUGUACGAGGUCCACGGGCUGGAGUCAGACGAGGUUGUAUGACGUUGGACAGACAGCACCGCCUCCAAACUUCAGGGAAUUCCAUUUGCUAAAGUGU
Molecule: messenger RNA, 1699 nt
Organism: Chrysochloris asiatica (Cape golden mole)
Lineage: Eukaryota; Metazoa; Chordata; Mammalia; Afrosoricida; Chrysochloridae
Gene: PLEKHA8
Product: pleckstrin homology domain containing, family A (phosphoinositide binding specific) member 8
Exons: 14
Coding region: 91-1644 (517 amino acids)
Biological process (GO): intermembrane lipid transfer; ceramide transport
Cellular component (GO): cytoplasm; cytosol; membrane
Molecular function (GO): ceramide 1-phosphate transfer activity; ceramide 1-phosphate binding
Source: RefSeq, a predicted model, not a curated record